This is a messenger RNA of Salmo salar (Atlantic salmon), 4340 nucleotides long. The record is from RefSeq and is a predicted model, not a curated record. Lineage: Eukaryota; Metazoa; Chordata; Actinopteri; Salmoniformes; Salmonidae.
CUUGUGGGUUUAGGUGGACAGCUCUAUGUUUUCAAGCACAGAAAGAGAGAAUGGCCAAGAUAUUGUGCGUUUUGUCUGCAAUAGUUUUUGUCGUGAAAACUGACGAUGUCAGCGAAUUUAAUGCAACUAUCACAGCCGUGAACAUUACAUUGAACUCUACUGUUAACAGAACGAUAGCUUUUAAGACGCCUGUGUUCUCAUUAUUCUCCACCACCACCACCACCAAAGCCAAUAAAACAGUUUUGGGAAAGAAAAAUAUGCGAAAGAGAAAUGUAGAUGUAAAGCGCAUCGAUCAAGACGAGGAUGGAAAACAUGAAACCAAGAAUGGCACAGCAGAUGUAAAGAAAGAAACGGAACUGCCUUAUCCCGAACCCUGCAGACACACCGAGGCACAGACACGCCGAGGCACAGGCACGCCGAGGCACAGGCACACCGAGGCACAGACACGCCGAGGCACAGACACGCCGAGGCACAGACACACCGAGGCACAGGCACGCCGAGGCACAGAUAGACCGAGGCACAGACACGCCGAGGCACAGGCACGCCGAGGCACAGGCACGCCGAGGCACAGGUACGCCGAGGCACAGACACGCCGAGGCACAGGCACCCCGAGGCACAGGCACGCCGAGGCACAGGCACGCCUAGGCACAGACACCCCGAGGCACAGGCACCCCGAGGCACAGGCACGCCGAGGCACAGGCACGCCGAGGCACAGGCACGCCGAGGCACAGGCACGCCGAGGCACAGGCACGCCGAGGCACAGACACGCCGAGGCACACCGACACGCCGAGGCACAGACAUCCUGCUUUGAGAUAGUGGGUGCAUUCCAGAUAUCCUGUGCAGACUGUCCCCCUCUGGGUCUGAAGUCACUGAGGGUUGAUGACAGCCAGUUCCAGGCUUCAUCCUACCUGCGGAUGGGACUUGGCCCUCACAGGGCAAGACUCAAUAUACAGUCAGGUAUCGAGGACGGAGACAUGUAUGAUGGCGCGUGGUGUGCUAAGUAUGAGGACCAGUACCAGUGGCUGCAGGUGGAUGCUCUGCGCCCCACGCUGUUCACAGGAGUCAUCCUGCAGGGACGUAACUCCAUCUGGAGCUGGGACUGGGUUGAAACCUACAAAGUGCAGCUGAGUAACGACUCGGAGACCUGGAAGACCUGCAUGAACGGAACAGAGGAGGCGGUGUUUGUUGGGUCCCGGAAUGAACCUGAGACACCCUAUCUGGCCCUCUUCCCUCAACCCGCGGUGGCUCGUUGGAUCCGCAUCAACCCCCAGACUUGGUACUGGAAUGGGACAAUCUGUCUCAGAGCGGAGGUACUGGGAUGCCCCCUCCCAGAUCCGGACAAUGUAUGGCAACACCUCUCUGAAAAACUGUCUGGCUCUAAAGAUAACCUGGAUUUCAGACACCACAACUACAAGGAGAUGAGGAAGCUGAUGAAGGCUGUGAAUGAAGAUUGCCCUCGUAUCACUCGUAUCUACACCAUUGGAAAGAGCUACACCGGACUGAAGCUGUACGCCAUGGAGAUCUCUGAUAACCCUGGAAAACAUGAACUAGGUGAGCCAGAAUUCCGCUAUGUGGCAGGUAUGCAUGGCAACGAGGUGGUUGGCAGAGAGCUGGUGCUGAACCUCAUGCAGUACAUCUGUCGGGAGUUUAGACGAGGCAACCCACGCAUCGUCCGUCUGGUGACCAGCACACGUAUCCACCUACUGCCGUCUAUGAACCCUGAUGGAUAUGAAACAGCCUUUGAAAGGGGGUCAGAGCUGGCAGGUUGGGCUCUGGGGCGCUACAGCUACGAGUGGGUCGAUAUGAACCACAACUUCCCCGACCUAAACAAUAUCAUGUGGGACGCCAAGGAGAAUGACACCGAGACGGUUAAAACAGCCAACCACUACAUCCCCAUACCAGAGUACUACACUAAAGAGGAUGCCUUCGUGACCCCAGAGACACGUGCGGUCAUCAGCUGGAUGCAGGACAUCCCCUUCGUCCUGAGUGCCAACCUCCACGGGGGAGAACUGGUGGUUACCUACCCCUUCGACUGCACCCGGGACUGGGCCCCUCAGGAAAACACCCCUACAGCUGACGAUAGUUUCUUCCGCUGGCUGGCCAUGGUCUACGCCUCCACCAAUCUGGUCAUGGCCAACCCUGAUAGGAGGAUCUGCCACUCUGAAGACUUCCAACAGCACAACAACAUCAUUAACGGAGGAGCCUGGCACACCGUCCCUGGGAGUAUGAAUGACUUCAGCUACAUGCACACUAACUGCUUCGAGGUGACGGUGGAGCUGUCGUGCGAUAAGUUUCCUCACGCCAGCGAGCUUCCUACAGAGUGGGAGAACAACAAGGAGUCUCUGCUGGUCUACAUGGAGCAGGUUCACAGAGGCAUCAAGGGAGUGGUGAGAGACAAGAUGACAAAGAAAGGCAUUGCAGACGCCAUUGUGAAAGUGGAAGACCUGGACCAUGACAUACGAUCAGCGGCUGAUGGAGACUACUGGCGUCUGUUGAACCCCGGGGAAUACAAAGUGACGGUGUGGGCGGAGGGAUACUUUCCCUCCAUGAGGCGGUGCAGCGUCGGGACCGAAGCGCGACCCACCAUCUGUGACUUCAUCUUGAUCAAGACGCCACGACAGAGGAUGAACGAGAUCCUAGCUAAAGGGGGGAGGUUACCCCAGGAUCUGCAACUGAAGCUGAGAGCAAUGAGGCUCCGGAAACUAAGAGUCUCCACCAAGGCCAUCAACCAGCGGAGGGAACGCAGCCGAAAGGCCAGGGGAACACGGUCCGCUAGAGCACCACGCCCUCUCACACCCCUGGCCUGAGAGACAGGGGACAGACUGCGCCUCUAAUGACACCCUAUUCCCCAACAUGGCUCUGGUUAAAAGAAAGUGCACUAUAAAGGGAAUAGGGUGCCAUUUGGGACUCGACUUGAGGCUUUGAAACGACCGGGGUGUUUGAGAUGUACUAUAUUGUAGUCGGCGACUACAGACAGACUGAAAUACAAAUGUCAAUGAGAAGUAAUUUUUUUUUAGGAAGGUGAUUUGUAAAUCCGACUGCAAUGUAGUCGAUUUGAAACAAGACACAGAGGCUUCAACGCAAGUCUGUAUUCCCAGUGAAUGUUGUAAUUAUCAGAUUUGAAUAGCAGAGAAGUAGAGGGAGAUUUAAUGUGCUCUAACUAGCUUGUUGGGACAGUGGUCAAACAUGUCAGUUGUUUGUAGUUAAAAGGUGGAGAGAUAGUGUAGUUGAUACAGCCGUAUCUUUACAUUAGUAGGAAUAUUUCAUACCUUCUAACUAGUUGUUUAGUUUGUUGGGAAAGUGGUCAACAGUAGCUAGGUUUCCAUCCAAUUGGCGACAGAUUUUCAUGCAAAUAUUUUUUUUUAAAUAUGCAUAAAGAAAAUCUGCAUAUUUUCCCACUAGGGGUGUUUCCACCAAACUGUAUUUGUUGCGGAUAAAUCAUCAGUCCGUGAUGACGUAGUGCGCACAAAUUGUAAAGUUUUCAUGUUACCGAUUUAAAAAUCAAAAGUUCAAAUGUUUUUUCCCAUCGCAUUUUUCAACUAGAUCGAUAGUUUUGUCACAAAAAAAUAAACUGUUGCGUUGAAUAGAAAAUGUGUCCCUUUUUUUGGUCUUGGCACAACGUGCUCUCUAGCCAACAGCUCGCAGAUACAGUGCGGCUAGUCUAGUCUACCUGAUCAGAUUAUUACGGAUCAGAGCGAAGAUAUUUUUAGUUGUCGACUCGGCAGUCAAGCAUUGAUCUUCAUGUCACUAGAAUAAGACCCUGGAUAUGUAUUGUAAAAGGAGCGUCCAGCUCACAGUGCACUUUCACCACCCUGUGAAGUUCAUCGUAACUUAUUUCAUCUGUAGCCUAAUAAACUAAAUGGUUUCCCCCGAGUCGUAGUGAGAGGACCACACGACAAUAUCAUCUCGUGACUCCCAAGUUGACUUUGAUACAGUUUGAUAGCUAUUAAUAUCAAUAUUUGGCGCAUAAAGCCGUUUCCAACACCAUUUCUCACAUAAUUUAAUUUUCCCCCCGACACAAAAAAAAAUUGUUGAACGAAACAAAUUAUCUGUCGACAUUUAUAAAAUUGUACUGUUUCCAUCACAGUUUUCAUUAAGACGCAAGACGGCACAAAUAGAUUUGGGACCAAUAUUCAGUUCAGUUUAUCGUUGCCACUGUUGCACGGGCUUUUAGUACAGCUGUUGUUACAGUAACUAUCAAGAAUAUAGAAGAGACCUUUUAAUGAUGACGAGGGGAGGCCAUGACAGUAUCAGCUGGCCUGAUACGGUUUAGUUUUAUAACGUUGUAUAUCUGUGUGUGUUUUUCACUAUUUCAUUAAAGGACAAUUUGUGUAGAAAGA